Molecule: messenger RNA, 1011 nt
Organism: Penicillium olsonii
Lineage: Eukaryota; Fungi; Ascomycota; Eurotiomycetes; Eurotiales; Aspergillaceae
Source: the annotation of a GenBank genome assembly
AUGUUCCCACUGCGCUCAAUCGGGGCUUUGCGCUCAACGCCGCGAGCCUUCCGGGCGCCUCGCAUACAAGCUCGACACUUUCAUCCGACACGACCAACACAAUCUGUGAUCGAAACCGUACUCAGCGGAUCGACAGCGGUCAUCCAUGGCGUCCACACAGCUUCCUUCUUACCCUGGGCUGCCUCAAUCCCCCUUACGGCUGUUUUAAUUCGCUGCUUCGUCGGUUUUCCUCUGCAGUUUUAUUCCCGAGUUCGCGCGCAGGAAGAAAAACUACUACAACCACUGCUCUCCUCUUGGUCGGCGGUUUAUAAAGAGGUUGCAGCCCGUCAAGUAAAAGGCACCGAGGAACAAAAUGUUUUCGCUAUGAAGAAGCUACAGGAACGAUCCAAGGUCCUAUAUGGGGCCUGGAACAUUUCGAAAUUAUGGCGCCCAUUGAUGUUCCUCCAGAUACCAGUCUUCCUCGCGUUCAUGGAAGGCCUGCGAGGAAUGAGCGGCAACAGCCAGGGUCUUGCCGCGUGGUUGAUAUCCUGGGGUGGCUCCUCAGAUCCUGCCGCUGCCGCUCAAACAUUGAGCUCGAGGCUAGAGCCUAGUUUCGCCACUGAGGGUGCACUGUGGUUCCCAGACUUGUUGGCCGGUGAUCCGACAGGCACACUGCCAGCUCUUCUGACCCUUUCUAUUUUGAGCAAUGUGAUGAGUGGAUGGAAAGUCAAGACCUUCAAGGAAAUCUCGGACCUCCCAAAAAUCGUCAUGUACAAGGAGAUGACCUUCCGAGGCCUGCGAAUUUUCGUCCAAGUAUUGGCGUGUCAAGUUGGUAUCAUGAGCUUCGUCAACCAACUACCGACUGCGUUGUUACUCUACUGGAUCACUAGUACUAACCUCGCGACCUUGCAAACCUGGAUUCUGGAUAAGAAGGUAUUCACCCAGGCGAAGCGUCAGCCCUUCCAGAGGCGGUAUGUCGCAUUCGAGAAGCCUGGCAAUGAUGAUCCGUACCAGCUGAAAAACUUGCGUUGA